Messenger RNA from Malassezia pachydermatis, 729 nucleotides. Its product is annotated as carbonic anhydrase. Gene Ontology annotation, molecular function: zinc ion binding; carbonate dehydratase activity. Bases 1 to 729 code for a protein of 242 amino acids. Gene Ontology annotation, biological process: cellular response to carbon dioxide; cellular response to oxidative stress. NCBI's taxonomy places the organism in Eukaryota, Fungi, Basidiomycota, Malasseziomycetes, Malasseziales, Malasseziaceae. The record is from RefSeq and is a predicted model, not a curated record. The transcript has a single exon.
AUGCAGCCUUUCCGUGGAGCUGUUCCGGACUCUCUUUUGGACCGUAAUGCGUCGUGGUCGCAAGACUUUGUCACACAGCAGCCAGAACUUGCCCAGGCCCUCCGUGAAGGACAGCAUCCCAAAGUGUUUUGGAUUGGCUGCAGUGAUUCACGUGUGCCAGAGAGUGUCGUAUGCAAUGCCCGCCCUGGCGAGCUGUUCGUCUUUCGGAACGUUGCAAACCAGUUCCACACGCACGACGAUAGUGCCGUGAGCGCGCUAACGUUCGCUGUCCAGGCCCUUGGAGUGGAGCACAUUAUUGUUGUGGGCCACACAAGUUGUGGUGGUGUAUGCACGGCGAUCAACCAGGUUGUCGAGGAGCAAGAUGACAACUUUGAGCCUAUGCCGACCUCCGCGCUCACUCGCCAUCUCUCCCCCUUGUUUGAGCUGGCUAGGUACCUGCGUGUGCGUGUGCGUGAGCGUCAUACCAUGUCGGAGGAGGCGCUAAAGAGCCAUAUGCUUCCUAUGUUGACCGAGGCUAGCGUGCGCAAGCAAAUUGAAAACAUUGUGAACCACCCGGUCGUGCAGGACAACUGGAACCAAAAGGUGUCUCCAUUGAACGGCAAGGUCAACCCGCGCGUGACGAUCCACGGGUGGAUCCACAAUAUUCAUAAUGGUCGUCUGCUGGAUCUUGACAUUAUGGUCCGCCCUCCGCCCCUGGAAGGCGAGAAAGACUCGAGGCCGAACGCGUAA